AUGGACGAAGGUGAAACUGGACGGCCUAGAGCCAGAUCUGAUGCCCAAGCACCGCAAUCCCCAAGCGGACGGAACCGUACUGCUAGCGAUGCAGACUAUAUCUCGCCGACAAGAGGCGCAUCAGGCGUUGAUGACGGCCAGGAGGGUACCGCCCGUCGACGUAGCUCGGCGGCGUCGAGACGCAGCCGCUUAAGUGGACUACCUAGCUUGGCUCCUCGCACCACUCUCGCUCAGCGGACUCAGGGCAAGUUUACGCUGGCGGGUCCGGACGAGACUCCCCAGUUGCGCUUAGCCCAGGAGCCAUUCGUUCAGCCAGGUUACGCGGAUCUCAACCCGUCAUAUGAACAACCAUCUAACGCCAGACCCGUGUGGUCUUUGGCUAAGCCGCUGCCCCGUGUUGUGCGGUCUGCCAUGGUCCCGACCAAGGAAGAACUACUCCAGAACCUUGCAAAUGCCCAGCGCCCCGUAGAAAACUCGCAACGGUACGGUCUUGAAGUCGACCCUAAUGAUGUUGAGCAGGGUCGUAUUGACAAGACCCAUGACCCGCGUAAGAUGGCUGCUCAGGUCGAGGAUGCUCGUCUGCAGCGUGAGCAAAACUUCAUGAACAAGAUCCUCACUGGUGAUGGCCAGUCCAUGAGACAGACGUCGCGUAUGUCGCGCCGUAUGUCCCGUGCUUCGUCGCAACGCGAUUCCAUGCGUGGAAGACGCCCUGCCCACUUUGAACAACCCGACAACCUGUCGACGGUUGAGGAGGGAGAGUCUCAGGACAACGAUGAACCUGGAGAGCGUCCCGUCUUUGAUGAAAAUGACGAGGAUCUGCCAGAACAAGGCUAUGAAGAAAGGCUUGAAGAACGGUUGGAUGAGCUCAUUCCGGACCUCGAGAAGUCGGAAUACCCCGAGGACCUUCAUCCACUUGUCCAAGAGCUGGUUGAAGAUGAAGUGCACAACAACCACACCACCUGGUCUGUUAUCCGUACCCACCACCGUGAGGCUUUCGCCGAGGCUUUGGCUGUCUUUGUUCAGCUCACCAUGGGCUUCUGUGUCGAUUUGUCCGUCACCUGCGCGAACCAGGGCAACCCCAACACCACCUCCUGGGGCUGGGGUCUGGCUACCAUGAUGGGUAUCUACAUUUCUGGUGGUGUUUCCGGUGCUCACAUGAACCCCAUCGUCACCCUUGUUCUCUGGUUCUACCGUGGUUUCCCCAAGCGCUUGAUGCCCGAGUACUUCGCCGCCCAGUUCUUGGCGGCGUUCUGCGCGGGUCUUUGCGCCUACGGUAUUUACUACGAGUCUAUCACGAACUACCUUCUCCUGAACGCGGAAUCUGGCAUCAUCGACAGCUUCGUCACCAAUCAGCGCGAAGCAUGGAUUGGACCUGCGACGGCCUUUUUCAACGAAUUCAUCGGUACGGCCUUCUUGCUCGUGACCGUCCUGGCGCUUGGUGAUGACCAGAACGCCCCACCCGGUGCUGGUAUGAGUUCGCUGAUCAUUGGGCUGGUCGUCUCCUGUCUGUGUAUGACCUUCGGAUACCAGACCGGUGCUGCGUUCAAUCCUGCUCGUGACUUUGGUCCUCGUCUCGCUCUCCUUGCUGUCGGCUUCCCCAAUAGCAUGUUCCUUAAUGCCUAUUGGUUCUAUGGACCGUGGGCUGGUGCGAUUUGUGGCGGCUUCUUUGGUGCUUUCCUUUAUGACUUGUUCAUCUUUACUGGUGGUGAAUCUCCCGUCAACUACCCCUGGGAGCGUACAGAGCGCGCCAUCAGAAAGGAAGGCAUGAAAUGGAGACGCCGCGUGCACCUCGGUUAG
This is a messenger RNA of Penicillium nucicola, 1797 nucleotides long. Its product is annotated as MIP/aquaporin family protein. Gene Ontology annotation, cellular component: plasma membrane. The transcript is spliced from 2 exons. The record is from RefSeq and is a predicted model, not a curated record. Lineage: Eukaryota; Fungi; Ascomycota; Eurotiomycetes; Eurotiales; Aspergillaceae. The coding region runs from base 1 to 1797 and encodes 598 amino acids. Gene Ontology annotation, molecular function: glycerol channel activity; water channel activity. Gene Ontology annotation, biological process: glycerol transmembrane transport; water transport.